Molecule: messenger RNA, 3068 nt
Organism: Scleropages formosus (Asian bonytongue)
Lineage: Eukaryota; Metazoa; Chordata; Actinopteri; Osteoglossiformes; Osteoglossidae
Product: axin-1-like
Exons: 10
Coding region: 275-2749 (824 amino acids)
Biological process (GO): positive regulation of protein kinase activity; cell development; positive regulation of proteasomal ubiquitin-dependent protein catabolic process
Cellular component (GO): plasma membrane; nucleus; beta-catenin destruction complex
Molecular function (GO): protein kinase binding; I-SMAD binding; molecular adaptor activity
Source: RefSeq, a predicted model, not a curated record
CGCACACACACUCUCCGCACAGUCAGAAUGAGAGUGUGAGACAGAGCCAUGGAGAGGUUCAAGGGAUCGCGCCGCUCUCUUUGUUAUUUCCUAAGAGUUGCGGAGCGCCGCUAUGACGCGACUCGCGGCGAACUGUGAGCGCACGCACUCCAGAUGCGUUCGGCCGCAGAGGGAAGCCUUUCACAGGAGGAAUUCUUCUGCAGCAGUUCUUGUAGAAGUCUGGAUUCAAUUUGUGUGAAACUUUGGCCAUACUGGGACUGGACACGUGGGCGUUAUGAGCGCGAGCGUGAGAGAGAAGGUGUUCCCAGUGGACUUAGGUGCCAACUUUACUGAAGAUGCCCCGAGACCACCGGUCCCUGGGGAGGAGGGUGACCUGGUGUCCAGCGAUGCUCGGCAGUAUGACUACGGCUUCUGCUCCACCAGGGCCGAGACCCUCAAGGGUGAGGCCUCCACAGCCACACCUCGACGGCCCGACCUGGACCUGGGCUACGAACCUGAGGGUAGCGCUUCCCCCACUCCCCCUUAUGUGAAGUGGGCUGAGUCCCUCCACUCUCUGCUGGACGACCAAGAUGGCAUCCAGUUAUUCAGGACCUUCCUCAGGCAGGAGGACUGUGCCGAUCUCCUGGACUUCUGGUUCGCCUGCAGCGGCUUCCGGAAACUGGAGGCCAGCGAGUGCAGCGAGGAGAAGAAGCUGAAAUUAGCCAAGGCCAUCUACAAGAAGUACAUCCUGGAUAACAAUGGGAUCGUGUCCAGGCAGAUCAAGCCAGCCACUAAGAGCUUCAUCAAGGACUGUGUGAUGAAGCUGCACAUCGACCCGGCCAUGUUCGACCAGGCCCAAACUGAAAUUCAGACUUUGAUGGAGGAGAACACGUACCCCGUGUUCCUGAAAUCUGACAUUUAUCUAGAGUACACCAGGACAGGCGGGGAAAGCCCCAAGUUGUACAGCGAACAGGGUUCCACGCUGGAGAACGGCAAGGUUUUACCAGGUUAUUUGCCCACCCUCAAUGAGGAUGAAGAAUGGAAGUGUGGCCAGGAGGCAGGAGGGCACCCGGUACGUGAUCCUGCCCCCUCCAACCUGCUGACUGAGAAACUGCUGAUGGAGACCGCUCCGCAGAGAGCGGUCCCUACCAAGAGAUACCAGGACAACCAGGAGUGCAGACAUGCGACACGGAGGGAGCCCGUGAACCCGUACUACAUCAACACUGGUUAUGCCCUGGCUCCUACCACCAGCGCCAAUGACAGCGAGCAGCAGAGCAUGUCCAGUGAUGCGGACACCCUCUCCCUGACAGACAGCAGCGUGGAUGGGAUUCCCCCAUACAGGUAUCGAAAGCAGCACCGUCGGGAGAUGCAGGAGAGUGCCAAAGCGAACGGGCGAGUGCCACUACCUCAUAUUCCUCGCACGCACCGGAUGCCAAAGGAUAUCCACGUGGACCCGCAAAAGUUCGCUGCCGAGCUGAUCAGCCGACUGGAAGGUGUCCUGCGAGAACGCGAGGCCCAGGAGAAGCUGGAGGAGCGUCUGAAAAGGGUCCGCCUGGAGGAGGAAGGUGAGGAGGCGGACAUCUCAACAGCACCUUCGCUGGCCAGCCACAAGCUGCCACCCCAGCACUACAGCACCCGGUACGCUGAAGCCACCUACAAUGCCAUCCAGCUGCGAGACGCUCACGAGGAGAACCCCGAGUCAAUCCUGGAUGAGCACGUGCAGCGUGUCAUGAAGACACCUGGUUGCCAGUCACCAGGAAAUGGCCGCCACUCGCCCAAGGCGUCCCGUUCACCGGACGGCCUCCCGUGUGGCAAGGCGCCAGGCCUGGGGUUGCCGCCACCCUCAGGCAAGCACCCAGGCAGCACUUACCACCACAAGCACGUGUACCACAUCCACCACACAGGCGCCAUGAAGCCCAAAGAGCAGAUUGAGGCAGAUGCAUCACAGAGGGUGCAGAGCAGCUUUGCCUGGAGUGGCGAGCCACACCACUAUGCAAACAAGUCACGCUACUCGGAAAGCGCAGGGCUGGUGCCUGGUCCCAUGGAUCCUCUAGGACACAGCAGCAGCAGGGGUGGCACACUGCUGAAGAGGACGUCCAAAAAGACCGAGGCUGGCAAGGGUGAGGAUGUGCGCAACCUGGAGGUACUGAUGCCUACUGAGGAGCUGGAGAGGAACCAGAAGAUCCUUCAGUGGAUGAUGGAAGGGGAGAAAGAGACAGGCCGUCACAAGAAGUCCCCCUAUGGGAGCGUCAUCGGGACCAAGAAGGCUCCGAGCCAUGAGGCGCCACGGCCCAGCUCGGUGGAGCGGCCCGGAGCAGUCCACCCGUGGGUCAGCGCGCAGCUCCGGAACAACGUGCAGCCCUCGCACCCUUUCAUCCAGGACCCCACCAUGCCCCCUAACCCUGCGCCCAACCCACUUACCCAGCUGGAGGAGGCCCGCAGGCGGCUGGAGGAGGAGAAGAAGAAGUCUGCCGCCUCGCAGAUGAAACCAAGACAUAAAACGACCAAGAAGCAGCCCUGUGAAAACAUAACUGUGGCAUAUUAUUUCUGUGGCGAGCCAAUUCCAUACAGGACGUCCGUUAAAGGGAGGAUAGUAACACUUGGGCAGUUCAAGGAGCUGCUAACAAAGAAAGGGAUAUACAGGUAUUACUUCAAGAAAGUGAGUGACGAGUUUGACUGUGGCGUUGUGUUUGAAGAGGUACGUGAAGAUGAUGCAAUCCUGCCCAUCUUUGAGGAGAAGAUCAUUGGGAAAGUGGAAAAGAUUGACUGAGCAAAGGUGCAGUGAAGGACGGUGGAGUGCAGAUUUGAGGGAAUUGUUCUGGUCAAGAGUGCAGGAGAAGUUGAUGAACGGUACAAGGGACACAAGGAUAUUUUUUGUAUUAAUGGCAAAAGCAUUUCAGUGGGACAAUAGGUAGUUGACAUAAAACGGAUCUGUACCAUCCACAUCUGGACCCAAGUCUUUGCUUUCCUUUGCCGGCUGCUCAAUGUUCAUAGAAAAAAUGGUGCUUCAACUAAUGAAAACUGCUUUUUUUUUUUUUUUUUGUGGCCGAAAAAAAACAAAUGUCAAAUUGAGAGAAUUGAUGCAGCAU